Molecule: messenger RNA, 1632 nt
Organism: Tetrapisispora phaffii CBS 4417
Lineage: Eukaryota; Fungi; Ascomycota; Saccharomycetes; Saccharomycetales; Saccharomycetaceae
Gene: PGD1
Product: Pgd1p
Exons: 1
Coding region: 1-1632 (543 amino acids)
Biological process (GO): regulation of transcription by RNA polymerase II
Cellular component (GO): mediator complex
Molecular function (GO): transcription coregulator activity
Source: RefSeq, a predicted model, not a curated record
AUGAAUGUUACGAGGAACAACACCUUGGAAUUUUUCAAUACCGUUGAAAGUUUAGAGAAUUUGGAGGACAAAUUAGUUAUGAAUAAUUUUGAGAACAAGGAUAUUUUGAUGGAAAAGAUAUCUUCUACUCAGAAAUCUAUUUUACCCAUUAGAUUACUAUUUAAUGAAUUUAUACAAACGAUGGCUCUUUUAAACGAUGGUAAAGGUCAUAAGACUGAAAAUAAUAACGAAGAGGCUCUAGCUAAAUUUUAUUUGGUCAGAGACAAGUUGGUUAGACUAAGUGAAUGUCUACAAAAUUUAUCUUCUGAUAUGAGCAACUUAAAACCUUUGUUUGAUUUAAUUUCUGAAUAUUCUCUUAAAAAUAACAGUAAGCAAUUUGAUCCAUUAGAGACUCUAAAACAAAUUGAUAAUGAUGUUUUCAACAGUCAAGCUGCUUUAGCUACAAAUGCAGCUGAUUCACAAAAUAAUGGGAAGACUAAAGCUAAAAACUCAACCUCGACAGCUGCCACACCAAACAGUAGCGUUAAUACUCCAAUUACAAACCUUGGCAGUCAAACCAUACUUUCUAAUACAAAUGCGUCUGUGCCAGCUCUAGCAACAACUCCUACAACAGUUACAAAAGGUGCUUCUGUGGCGAGUGCAUCAUCAAAAUCUGUUACAGCAAAUCUAAGCUCAGUUAAUGUACCAGCUGCGACAACAAAGAAGCCAAGAAAGCCAAGACAAACAAAGAAGUCGACGGCUACUAGCAAGAAACUACAAUCGAACUCAGCAGCUUCUCCAAUGAAUCCUCCAACGCCAUCAAAUAUAACGGCUAAUAAAAGAGCCAAUAAAGCAAGUGCGCAAACUGCACAAUCUACAGGCAAUAUGCUGGGCAUGAACGGUUCUCAACAAAAUGUGGCCGGUAAUAUGAAUAAUAACAACAAUAAUAACAUGGUACAAAGAAACAAUAGCAUAUCAAUGAACUCGCAAGAUUUCAUGGCAAUGCAAUAUAAGAACGGCAAUGGUAAUGGCAAUGCACCAAUGAACAACCAAAUGAUGAACAACCAAAUGAUAAAUAAUCAAAUGAUAAAUAAUCAAAUGCUGAACCAACAACAAAUGAAAAUGAAUAAUAUGGGAAACAUGAAUAUGGGCAACAUGGGAAAUAUGGGCAAUAUGAACAACAUAAACAACAUGAAUGGCAUGAGCAACAUGAACAAUAUGAAUGGCAUGAAUAAUGUGAAUAACAUGGGAAACAUGGCCAAUAUGAACAAUAUGAACAACAUGGCCAAUAUGAACAACAUGAACAACAUGAAUAACAUGAAUCACAUGGGAAACAUGAACAACAUGAAGAUGAAUAUGAACUCUAUAACACCAGCCAAUAUUCUAAGCAUGAACGUUCCUCAAGAUGUAAAUGCCAUAAAUACAAAUAAUAAAACUACUGCCAACAAGACGAAUAAAGCAAGCAAAUCUAAUAAACCUGCGAAGACUAACCAAACACAAGGCCAAUCGCAGAGCAGAAACCAACCACAAGCACAACAGACGGGCUCACAAAGUAUAGGAAACUUGGAUAUGAAUGAGUUUGAUCUAUUAGAUUUAAAUAACCUCGAUUUCGGAGGUAAUAUAGAUUUUGGAAAUAGCAUGGAUUUCGCAUGA